Messenger RNA from Pseudovirgaria hyperparasitica, 771 nucleotides. RefSeq names its product alpha/beta-hydrolase. The transcript is spliced from 2 exons. Bases 1 to 771 code for a protein of 256 amino acids. The record is from RefSeq and is a predicted model, not a curated record. NCBI's taxonomy places the organism in Eukaryota, Fungi, Ascomycota, Dothideomycetes, Acrospermales, Acrospermaceae.
AUGGGGAAUUCGAGUCACCCUACCUUUGUCUUUGUCCCUGGAGCCCUAUCUCCCGUGGCUCAGUAUCAGCACGUCGUCGACCUUCUGCGCGCUCGACAUUUCGAUGCAACAAUCGUUGCCACGCCUUCUGUUGGUUUUCGUCCCGGGCCGGCAGCCACAAUGUUCGACGAUGCGGCCGCUAUCAGUAGUGUCACUCAGGCUCUUGCUAAUGAAGGCAAGCAUACUAUCUUGGUGAUGCAUUCUUACGGUGGUGUCCCGGGAACGCAAAGCGUCAAAGGUGUUAGCGCCAAGGAGCGAAAGAGUGACGGGAAAUCGGGUGGCGUUAAGAGGCUAGUAUAUGUGAAUGCCAUUAUCCCAGGCCUAGGAGAGAGUGUGCGUGGCUUGUUUGGGACACAAUUGCCGGCCUUCCUGAAACUCGUGGACGAUCGCCUCAUAAACAUUGACCCGGCAGCCAGCGCAAGAAACACAUACAACCCACUUGCGUUCACCAAAGCUCUUGAAUGGGCUCAAGGUAUGCAACCGCACUCUGAUAUCUCUUAUCAAGGCGCAGUAUCUUCCUUGGGUUAUGAUCACGCGCCAGUGUCUUAUCUGAGAUGCACGAAGGAUAUGAUCGUCGUUCCCGAGUUGAGUUCGACGUACUACCAGAAGAUUGCCGAUAGGACGGGGACCAAACCUGACUUGUACGAGAUUGAGACUGGACAUUGCCCCAAUGCUAGCGCUCCGGAUGAGUUAGUGGAUAUCCUUAUUGAAAUUGCUAGUAAGGAAGAGUAA